Didymodactylos carnosus is the source of this 456-nucleotide messenger RNA. The record is from the annotation of a GenBank genome assembly. Lineage: Eukaryota; Metazoa; Rotifera; Eurotatoria; Philodinida; Philodinidae.
AUGUCGUCGACGACAUAUGCGAAUAUUAAUUAUCUACAUCAAGAACAAAUGCGUACACAAAUUCAACAACAAUUAACACGAAUGGUCGGUGCUCAAGCUUUGUUUGUUCUAUUUGGCAUGAUUGCAUAUACAACGCAGACAAUUUACACUUUAUUGACCAUGUAUACGCCGAAAAGUACUCUUCGACAAGCACAAGAAAGUGUUGGUCUCACCAUCACUGGAGUUCUUAGCUAUAUAGGUUAUGCAUUCAAUUUUUAUAUCUACAUGACAGUUUCUCCAUCACUUCGGAAACAGUUCAAACAAUUAAUCAAAAAAUAUUUACGUUAUCUCAUUUGUCUUAAUCAUUGUACCAUUGACACCAAUCGAACUGCACCAUGUCAUAGUACUCGCAACACCUUUCAACCACAUUUAAUACAAACAAAACGACCACAACAACUCGUACCUGUAAAACAAUAA